GCUGCAGUGUCACCGCAUUUUAAUGGUAGUUGGUUUAAUGUUUGUUGUGUUUUGGAAGCAUGGCGAAUUUUAGCGAUGAUUUGUUCAGUGUUUUCGAGGAAAAUGAGGGUCAGGAUGAUUCCAUUCACACAAUAUCUUUACAUGAAGACUCUCGUGGAGAUGACCAUACUUCUCAAGACAGCGCUGAGUUUAAAGAUAUAAGUAUUACCAGACCGGCCUCUGACCAAGUGAAACGAGAUUAUGAAGAUGAGUUUGGAGGUGGAGAAUCUGACCACAAAAAACUGAAAAGGGAAACAAUCCUUGAUGACAUAAAUAUCAGUGAGCUGCAGUCACGAAUAAAGGUGCACACUGUGGAAACAUUAGAAGCAUGUACACAUGAAGUGGCUGUACCACCUAAUAUGGAGUAUGUUCCUCUCAAACAGAUAUCAACAAAACCAGCAAAGGAGUACAGAUUUAUUUUGGAUCCUUUCCAGAAGGAAGCUAUACUCUGUAUUGAUAAUAAUCAGUCAGUACUAGUUUCAGCACACACAUCAGCUGGGAAGACUGUUGUUGCUGAGUACAGUAUUGCCAUGUCACUUCGUGAUAAGCAGAGGGUGAUUUACACAACUCCUAUAAAAGCUUUGAGUAAUCAGAAAUACAGAGAGUUCUAUGAAGAAUUUAAAGAUGUUGGGCUCGUCACUGGAGAUGUUACCAUCAAUCCAUCGGCUAGUUGCCUCAUUAUGACAACAGAGAUCCUCAGGAAUAUGCUGUAUCGUGGGUCAGAAGUAAUGCGUGAAGUAGGCUGGGUUGUUUUUGAUGAAAUCCAUUACAUGCGUGACAAAGAACGUGGUGUUGUUUGGGAAGAAACACUUAUUUUGUUGCCGGACAAUGUACAUUACGUUUUUCUUUCGGCAACCAUCCCAAAUGCUCGUCAGUUUGCUGAAUGGGUAGCACAUUUACAUCGUCAGCCUUGCCAUGUUGUCUAUACCGAUUACAGGCCGGUGCCUUUACAGCACUAUAUUUUUCCUGUUGGUGGCGAUGGAAUUCACAUGGUUGUGGAUGAAGCAGGCCAGUUCAAGGAGGAUAAUUUCAACAAAGCAAUGGCAGUUCUGCAGAAUGCUGGAGAUGCGGCUAAAGGUGACCAGAGGGGUCGACGGGGUGGAAUGAAAGGCGAAACGAACAUCUAUAAAAUUGUAAAAAUGAUCAUGGAGAGACAAUUUGCACCAGUCAUUAUUUUCAGUUUCAGCAAAAAGGACUGUGAACUUUAUGCUAUGCAGAUGGCAAGAUUGGAUUUCAAUACUGCUGAAGAAAAGAAGUUAGUGGAUGAAGUAUUCAAUAAUGCAAUGGACGUUUUAUCCAAAGAGGAUCGUCAGCUUCCUCAGGUGGAAAAUGUUCUACCACUUCUUCGAAGAGGGAUUGGUAUUCACCAUGGAGGAUUAUUGCCAAUUUUGAAGGAAACUAUAGAAAUUCUAUUUGCUGAAGGUUUAAUAAAAGCUUUGUUUGCUACUGAAACUUUUGCAAUGGGUCUUAAUAUGCCUGCCAGAACGGUGUUAUUUACUGGCCCUCGAAAAUUUGAUGGAAAGGAUUUUCGUUAUCUUACAUCAGGAGAAUAUAUUCAGAUGUCUGGAAGAGCAGGUCGACGUGGUUUGGAUGAAAAAGGAAUUGUAAUCCUUAUGAUUGAUGAAAAAGUGAGCCCAGCUGUAGGCCGUGACAUUGUGCAAGGCCUGCCAGAUCCCAUAAACUCGGCUUUCCAUCUUACUUAUAAUAUGGUACUCAAUCUCUUGCGUGUGGAAGAAAUUAAUCCGGAAUAUAUGCUGGAGAGAAGUUUCUUCCAGUUUCAAAACCAGUCAUCUAUACCUCAUUUGUAUGAAAAAGCACAGAGGCUCCAGAAUGAACACGAUUCCAUUAUUGUUCCAAAGGAAGCCCAAGUGGCUUCAUAUUACAGAAUCAGGCAACAACUGGAACAGUUAGGGAAGCAGUUCCAUACAUUCCUCACAAAGCCUGAAUAUAUCACUCCUUUCUUGCAGCCAGGAAGGAUGGUAAAGGUAAAAAAUGAAGAUGAGGAAUUUGAAUGGGGUAUUAUUAUUAAUUUCAAGAAGGAAGGUGAGGCAACUCCAGGAAAGAAGAAGGGCAAUCCUAUGAAUGCACCCACCAUAGUUGUGGAUGUUUUGCUUCAUGUAGCUGAAGGGACUGGUGGAGCAGCCUCAGGCCAGCCCAAGCCGUGCCCAGAAGGAGAGGCUGGAGAGGUUGAAGUUGUUCCAGUUCUGCACACAUUGAUAUCAAAAAUAAGUUCUCUCCGUUUGUAUUAUCCAAAAGAUUUACGACCUCCAGAUAAUAGGAAAUCUGUUCUGAAAACAAUCCAGGAAGUGAAGAGACGGUUUCCAAAAGGCAUACCACUUUUGAAUCCAAUUACAGACAUGCACAUAAAGGAUAACAUUUUUGAAGAUGUUGUUAAAAAGAUUACAGCGUUUGAGGAAAGGCUGUAUGCUCACCCAUUGCAUGAAGAUCCAGAUUUAGAUGAACUGUAUGCUAUGUAUGAGAAGAAGUACCAGGUCGCUGAGGAGCUGAAGGCUGUUAAACAAGAAUUGAAGCAAGCAAAAUCAUUACUGCAGAUGGAUGAACUUAAGUGUAGGAAAAGAGUUUUAAGAAGGUUAGGCUAUUGUACAGCUGCUGAUGUAAUUGAAAUGAAGGGAAGAGUUGCAUGUGAACUGAGCAGUGGGGAUGAACUGCUUAUGACAGAAAUGAUAUUCAAUGGCAUGUUCAAUGACCUUUCAGUACCGCAGUCUGUUGCACUUUUGAGUUGUUUUGUGUGUGAUGAGAAGAGUUCGGAAAUGCCAAAGAGGUCAGAAGAGUUAGCUGGUCCCUUGAGACAAAUGCAGGAUCUGGCACGGAGGAUAGCAAGAGUCAGCGCAGAAGCAAAAUUAGAUGUAAAUGAAGAUAAUUAUGUAGAUCAAUUUAAACCGUUCCUUAUGGAUGUUCUGUAUGCAUGGUGCAAGGGAGCUACAUUUUUGCAGCUCUGUAAAAUGACAGACAUAUUUGAAGGAAGUAUAAUCAGAUGCAUGAGGCGCCUUGAAGAAAUUCUUCGGCAGCUGUGUCAAGCGGCAAAGAAUAUCGGUAAUACUGAUUUAGAAAACAAGUUUAGUGAGGGUAUCAAGUUAAUGAAAAGAGAUAUAGUAUUUGCUGCUAGCUUAUAUCUGUAACCAGGAAUGACUUCUAUGUGAAUAUUUUAGAAGUGUACAGUGACAAGAACAUAUUUUUGUAUAUUUUGUUGAUACGAAAAUUAACAUGUGUGAAAUACAUGCAAAUAUAUUUGAAGAGACUGUGACUUAUUUGCUGAAAAUAUUAUGGGAGACAUGUUGUGAUUCACAUUUUAUUAUAUAUUUUAGCUUUUGUAAGAGCGAAAGUAAUGUUUCCUGGAGCUGGGUGAUUUUGUGUAAAAAAUUUUAGUGACUUUACAGCAGAAAUAUUCUCUUUUCUGUAACUGACAAAAGUGAUUAGACCAGGAGGCUGUGCUGGCUGAGAAAUGGAAUGAACUAAGCUAACAGGAAAACACACCUCUAGCCUGUGGAAGUAAAUUUUUUUUCAGCACACAAUUGAAAUAGAUCAGAACAAAGUUAUUUAUUGGCAACAUAACAAAUAAUUCAGAACAGAACUUUGUCAGCUAUUUGUGACAAGACUGUGAGAUGUUGAUAAUAAUAUUAAAAACUGACUGGUUAUGUUUUGUCAAAGAACAAGUAUUUGUAGUAUAAAAAUGCUUAGAGAUAGUUGUGGUAACCCAAACCUAGCAAAAAGUGAGAGGGUUAUCAAAUGCAGAGCAAAGAAUAUUAA
This is a messenger RNA of Schistocerca serialis cubense, 3807 nucleotides long. RefSeq names its product exosome RNA helicase MTR4 (gene Mtr4). Bases 60 to 3179 code for a protein of 1039 amino acids. The record is from RefSeq and is a predicted model, not a curated record. The transcript has 16 exons. Gene Ontology annotation, biological process: maturation of 5.8S rRNA; RNA catabolic process. Lineage: Eukaryota; Metazoa; Arthropoda; Insecta; Orthoptera; Acrididae. Gene Ontology annotation, molecular function: RNA binding; RNA helicase activity; ATP binding. Gene Ontology annotation, cellular component: nucleus.